Messenger RNA from Vigna radiata var. radiata (mung bean), 976 nucleotides. RefSeq names its product cell division control protein 2 homolog 1-like. Gene Ontology annotation, molecular function: cyclin-dependent protein serine/threonine kinase activity; ATP binding; cyclin binding. Gene Ontology annotation, cellular component: cyclin-dependent protein kinase holoenzyme complex; nucleus; cytoplasm. Gene Ontology annotation, biological process: regulation of G2/M transition of mitotic cell cycle; G1/S transition of mitotic cell cycle; regulation of meiotic cell cycle. The transcript has a single exon. Lineage: Eukaryota; Viridiplantae; Streptophyta; Magnoliopsida; Fabales; Fabaceae. The record is from RefSeq and is a predicted model, not a curated record. Bases 116 to 700 code for a protein of 194 amino acids.
GGGUUGAGAAGAAAGAGUUGAGAAGAGUGAAAGAGAGAGAAGAAGUGACAAGAGUGGAGUGUGCGUGAGAGAGUGACUGCAAAACGCUCCACCCUUGUUUCUUCUCAGAUCUUCCAUGGAACAGUACGAGAAGGUGGAGAAGAUAGGGGAGGGAACAUACGACGUCGUUUACAAGGCUUGCGACCAUGUCACCAAUGAGACCAUCGCUCUUAAGAAGAUUCGCCUCGAGCAGGAAGACGAGGGGGUUCCUAGCACUGCCAUUCGUGAGAUUUCGCUCCUCAAAGAGAUGCAGCAUAGGAACAUUGUUAGGUUGCAGGAUGUAGUGCACAGUGAGAAGCGAUUGUAUCUGGUUUUCGAGUAUCUGGACUUGGAUCUAAAGAAACACAUGGAUUCAUCUCCAGAGUUUGUGAAAGAUCCACGACAAGUAAAAAUGUUCCCCUAUCAAAUUCUCUAUGGCAUUGCUUACUGCCAUUCGCACAAAGUUCUUUAUCGAGACUUGAAACCACAGAAUUUGUUGAUCGAUCGUCGUACAAAUUCCUUAAAACUUGUAGAUUUUGGAUUGGCUAGGGCAUUUGGCAUUCCUGUCAGGACAUUUACUCAUGAGGUGGUGACAUUAUGGUAUCAGAGCAGGUUUUCUGAUCCUUUUCUACUUUGUCUUUGUUGCCGCAGGUGGCCACCGCCACCGGCGGCCCCCUCCUAAAAGUUUCUUUUUCAACCUGUGCCUUUAUACUUCAAUGGGCAAUCUCUGGUUUCUGUCUCGCAUCUGUCCGGUGUUGCUGACCGUCACCGGCCGUCGUCUCCGGCCACCGUCUCCGGCCACCGUCUCCGACCACCGUCUCUGGCCACUGUCUCCGGCACCGUCUUCGGCCACCGUUUCCGAUCGUCGUCUCCGCCACUUGUGCCACCGAUGCACCAACACCUAGUCCUACCUCUACUGCUUCCGCUAUCUUCUUCUGUAUUCUGAAAGGUCUUCAAG